This is a messenger RNA of Aspergillus terreus NIH2624, 1515 nucleotides long. RefSeq lists its product as uncharacterized. The transcript has 4 exons. The coding region runs from base 1 to 1515 and encodes 504 amino acids. The record is from RefSeq and is a predicted model, not a curated record. NCBI's taxonomy places the organism in Eukaryota, Fungi, Ascomycota, Eurotiomycetes, Eurotiales, Aspergillaceae. Gene Ontology annotation, molecular function: hydrolase activity, acting on carbon-nitrogen (but not peptide) bonds.
AUGGAGAACAAGCCAUCUCGGGUUCUUCUGAAAGGAGGAACACUACUCCUACAUGAGGAAAAUGAUCGAGUCGUUCCAACAAGAUCCGACUUGCUGAUUCAAGACGACCGCAUCGUCCAAAUCAACAGUGACAUUGAUCCUCCUGUCGGGACCAAGAUAAUUGACUGUACAAAUGCUUUGGUUUCUCCUGGUUUUAUCGACACCCACAGACACUUAUGGCAAUCGCAACAGAAAGGCCUUCACUGUGACCAAAUUUUGCUUGAUUACUUUCAUUCUGGAAAUCUUGCGAGUUCGCACUAUGCGCCGAAGGAUGUUUUCUGCGGUGUUCUGAGUAGCUGCAUGGAGGCGAUCGAUGCUGGAACAACUACUGUUGUUGAUCACGCGCAUGUCAAUUACUCCUCCCAGCAUAACAAAGAAGCAAUCCGUGGGCAAAUUGCCUCAGGGAUCAGAUCAGUCUUCUGUUAUUGCGUGCAUCCGCGCGUCACCACUUGGCAGCCAGAACUCAAGCUCGACCAUCAAAUAAGUCUGGAUGCAGACAUGGACGAGUUCAGAAAACUAGCCAAGGAAAAGCCUUUUGGACAGAAUGGAAGGGUCAGACUCGGAUUCGCAAUGGACACGAUGUUUGUGCCACCAAAAGUGUUGAAAACUGCUUUUGACGAAGCACGUAAACACGGCGCCCACUUGAUCACAUCUCAUGCGACUCAAGUUAGCAUGAUGGACAACAUGCCCUCCGCAGUGGCCGUGCUGAAUAACAACGCACUUCUGGGCCCUGACGUCCUGUUGUCUCAUGGCAAUAACAUCACGCCCGAGGAGCUGCGUUGGGUCGAAACAGCAGGCGCCCAUUUCUCCAGCACUCCCUUGUCAGAACUACAAAUGGGCCACGGCCACCCUAUCUGCCUGAAGGCAGAUUUUCUCCCACUCUCUUCUAUCGGGACAGACUCUAACAGUAUCUGUACCUCGUCCAUUCCUGCGCAAGCAAGCACAGCUCUACAGGCUACACGUGCGCGCCAGAUGGCGGAGAGUAUGAAGAAUGGUACUUGGGAUGGCACCAUAGGGCCGACGGUGGAGGAUGCAUUCAAUCUCGCGACUCUGCUCGGAGCACGAGCCAUCGGCCUUGGAAACGAGAUUGGGAGUCUCGAAGUGGGAAAGAAGGCGGACAUUGUGAUAUUCCAAGGUCAAAGUCCGACUAUGAUCCCCGCCGGUGAACGUCAUCCUAUCGCGGCGAUUAUCCUCCACAGCUCCGUUCGGGACGUCCAGACAGUCAUCGUUGACGGUAUAGUACGGAAGGAGAACGGCUCACUAUGCCAGAUUAGUGUUCCUGCUGAUAUUGCAUCGAAUUCUGGAACUUGUCAUUCCGGAGAGGAGGCUCUUGAGUGGAAGGAUGUGGCGAAGCUUCUGAGAGACAGCCAGUCGAGAUUGGAGGAAGUCAAAUCAACGGUUUGCGAUGAGGAUGCAGCACGGAAUGGAUUGAUCAGAUCAUUUUUGGACGCAAUGGCACAGGCAAGCAAUGCGUAA